Messenger RNA from Xylona heveae TC161, 2547 nucleotides. Its product is annotated as PFU-domain-containing protein. Gene Ontology annotation, biological process: proteasome-mediated ubiquitin-dependent protein catabolic process; ubiquitin recycling. Gene Ontology annotation, molecular function: ubiquitin binding. The record is from RefSeq and is a predicted model, not a curated record. The transcript is spliced from 4 exons. Lineage: Eukaryota; Fungi; Ascomycota; Xylonomycetes; Xylonales; Xylonaceae. The coding region runs from base 87 to 2429 and encodes 780 amino acids. Gene Ontology annotation, cellular component: cytoplasm; nucleus.
UAACAACUUUGAAUCUUGAAGAUACAUUCAUUAAAUUGGCUUUACCCGGUUUCUUGAGCUUUUAGAUUGUUUGGAUUUCUCUCAGAAUGGGAGAUUAUAAGCUUUCUGCUUGCCUUCAGGGGCACGAGGACGAUGUCAGAGCUGUCUCAUUUCCGAACCCAGAGCUUGUAUUAUCAGCAUCUCGAGAUGCAACUGUGAGAUUAUGGAAGCGACUCAGGCACUCACCGCCCGAGUAUGAUUGCACACUGUCCUCCCAUGGCACGGCUUUUAUAAAUGCUUUGACUUAUCUACAACCUUCGGCAGAGUACCCAGAGGGCCUCGUGAUAUCUGGAGGUCGUGACACGAUUAUUGAAGUGCGACAGCCUGGAAAAUCCUCCGAGGAGGAUGCUGAGGCAUUACUGCUUGGCCACGCCCACAAUAUUUGUGCAUUGGAUUCGCUGUCGGACGGAGGGCUCAUAGUAAGCGGUGGAUGGGACGCCCAGGCUAGGGUAUGGAAAGUCGGCAAAUGGGAAUGUGAGGCUGUCUUGGAAGGGCACCAGGGCAGUGUCUGGGCUGUAUUGGCUUACGACAAGAACACUAUCAUUACUGGCUGUGCGGAUAAGCUCAUAAGGGUCUUCACUGAGACCGGAAAGCUUGUAAAGACAAUCCGAGGCAGCUCUGAUGUCGUGCGCGCCCUAUGUCGCCUUCCUAGUCGCCACCCUUCAGGUGCACACUUCGCCUCCGCUGGGAAUGAUGGUCUGAUCCGGUUCUGGACUCUCGAUGGCCGCGAGGUCACUCAAUUACAAGGUCACGAAAGCUUUAUUUAUUCUUUAACAUGUCUACCAAACGGCGACCUGGUGUCUUCAGGUGAGGACCGCACGGUCCGCAUUUGGCAAGGAAGCCAGUGCAUUCAGACCAUCACCCAUCCUGCUAUCUCUGUUUGGACUGUGGCAGUUUGUCCUCAGACUGGCGAUAUUGUUACCGGCGCAAGUGAUCGAAUCGUGCGUCUGUUCACCAAAUCAAGAGAACGACAAGCGGACGGCCACACCAUUCAAGCCUUUGAAGAAUCCGUGAAAGCUUCGGCUAUUCCACAGCAGCAAGUAGGGAACGUCAAGAAGGAGCAGCUUCCUGGUCCAGAGUUCUUGCAGCAAAAGUCAGGCACAAAAGAAGGGCAAGUUGCUAUGAUUAGAGAGACUGAUGGAAGCGUAACCGCUCACCAGUGGUCAUCGGCGACCCAGCAGUGGAUCAGCGUAGGCACGGUUGUCGACUCUGCGGGGAGCAGCGGGCGCAAGCAAGAAUUUCAAGGCAAAGACUACGACUACGUCUUUGAUGUUGACAUUGAAGAUGGAAAGCCGCCGCUCAAGCUGCCUUACAACCUCUCUCAAAACCCCUACGAAGCCGCUACCAAGUUUAUUCAAGAUAAUGAGCUUCCCAUAGCUUAUCUUGACCAAGUUGCCAACUUCAUUACUUCUAACACUCAGGGAGGUGUUAUUGGCCACUCCCCGCAUCAAACUGCGCCUGGCUCAGAUCCCUGGGGCACAGAGUCUCGUUAUCGACCUGGAGAGAUAUCAUCAGCACCAGCAUCAUCUUCACUGCCUCCAGAAAGUCGGCCGAAGAUUCUCCCUCAAACCUCAUAUUUGUCAAUCAAAUCGGCAAACCUCAAGGUCGUUCAAAAGAAGAUUGAAGAGAUCAACCAGCAGCUCAUUGAAAAUGGCGAGAAGGACAUCUCGCUAAAUCCAAAGGAGAUAAACUAUUUGCAGUCUCUAAUUCAAUUACUCGAGGAUGGACAUGGAGCGCUUCAUCACCAAAGCCACCCUUUGACGAACGGCUUGGAGAGUGUACUUAAAAUUAUUACGCUUUGGCCACCCGCGCAAAGAAUCCCUGGUCUGGACUUGUUGCGGCUGCUCGCUGGCGCCACCGCCGCGGUUGCCAAAUACGAAACACCGUCAGGCGAUACGAUUGUUCAAAUCCUGGAGAGGAGCGGUGUGUUUGAAGACAAGGAGCGAAGCAAUAAUAUCAUGCUUGCUGUCCGAACAUUUGCAAAUCUCUUCGAAAGUGAAGAAGGGCGGACCGUUGCUGACGGUAAUUUCGAAAAGAUCACUUCUCUAGUUGAGUCUUCAUCAACUGGCACCACCAACCGCAAUCUUACCAUCGCUGUGACAACCCUGUACAUCAAUUACGCCGUUCUUCUCACCUUCCCUACCCACUCCAUCGAACGUGCGUUCACGCUACUCGAAAGCCUUACCGCUAUCAUUUCCACUACACCUGACUCAGAGGCACUCUAUAGAGCGCUCGUUGGAAGUGGCACCCUUCUUAGCAUGGGAGACGAGAUUCGAAGCGCCGCUGUCGAGAUAUACAAUCUCCCACACGCAAUCGAAAAGGCCGAGCAUACCACCAAAGAACCCCGCAUCAAAACCAUCAUCCAGGAGAUUCGAGACAUGCUUGCUUGAAUUGCCCAUCGCCGUUUGUCCAACGCGAGAGCAAAAUUUCUAACGAAUACUGUACUAGCGAUGCCUAUCUUCUUCUAUCUUUGUUCUCAUUUUCCCUUUGUCCAUAGCUUUUCACGAC